AUGUACUUCGCCAAGUUCGCUUUACUCGCACUUCCCUUCAUCGGUCUCGCUUCUACCAAACCGGUAGUGGUGGAAGUUGAGAAACGAGCUACUGCUUUGGACGUUGUCAAUGAGUUACAAAGCGCCAUCGCCGGCCCAAUUACAACCCUCAAGACAGCCAAUGUAUCUUCCGACGACGCCCAAGCUGCUCUUACAUCGAUCAAAUCAGUUAUUACCGACGCUACUUCAGCUAUUGGAUCGGCUACCGCCUCGAAGCGAGACCUUAUCGCUUUAGAGAGCAGACAAGCUGAUGACUUGGCUAUCGUUGGACAAGUUCUGGCUCAAGUUAUCCAAGAUAUCGUAGAGGCUGUAGAAGGUUUGGCUGAUGAUUUGAAAGGAUUGCCCCUCAUUGGCGCAAUCAUCUUUGAUAUCGACUUCGGACUAAACACACUUUUACUUGGAGUUGAACUCGUUUUGGCUGGUGUGGUUGAAAUUCUCAGAGGUUUACUCAGUGGAGUUGCUGAUUUGUUACAAAGCUUGGGUAAUGGUUUACUCGCUGGUCUCAUCUUUGCUUAA
Kwoniella botswanensis is the source of this 555-nucleotide messenger RNA. RefSeq lists its product as uncharacterized. The record is from RefSeq and is a predicted model, not a curated record. The transcript is spliced from 4 exons. Lineage: Eukaryota; Fungi; Basidiomycota; Tremellomycetes; Tremellales; Cryptococcaceae. Bases 1 to 555 code for a protein of 184 amino acids.